AUGGCUCCCCUAGGAACCAAGCGCAAGUCUGCCGAAGACGCGUACCCCAACAAUGAGGCUCGAACGCCCACAUCCAGCCCCCCUCAAAAGAAACUCCGAAUCACACGAAACCAGAAACAGGCUUUGAUCGAUAACCUGCAGCUUGAGGUCACCGAACGCGCCCGCAAACUUCGCGCCCAGUAUGCCCUCCAGGCAAGCGAUCUCCGCGCUCGAAUUGAACGACGCGUCAACCGAAUUCCCGUGGCUCUGCGAAAGGCGAAUAUGGGCGAAUUGUUGGAGAAGCAUAAUGCGGCGAUCCGGGCACAGCACGAGAACGGCUCGCCCAGGAAACUCAUCAGCCCUAUCAAGGGAUCCCGCCUGACGGCCAUUUCCAUGAGCCCUGCGAAGCAAAGGGCUGCUGCCGCGAGCCCUCAGUCUCGCAGGAUCAAAAAGCAAAGCCACGAAGGUCAUUACUCCGACAAGGAGAACGCCCCGGCCGCGGGCGAAUCUCUCGACGUAUUGAAGAACCCCAAGAGGCGCGGAAAGCCCGGCGCCGCAGCUGGUACUUCGCGCGUCGUGUCCCAGGAAGUGAGAGGGGCCGACUUCCGGAUCUUGUCGCCCAAGUCCUCCAACUCCCGAACCUAUCCCCAAUCGCCAUUGCGCGCCUCUCCCGAAAAGCCCCAAACGUCGUCCUACCUGUCGCGCCCCAUGUCGCCGCUGAAGCCGUCCAGUCCGCUCAAGUCGACCUCGGCAACUCUGCCCGGAUCGGCUAUGCGAUCCGCGCGUGCUGCUCCCUCGGCCGCCAGUUCCAUCCGACCCCCUUCGCAAGCGCAAACCAAGCGACCGGUGAGCCGGGCUGCGACGAGCGUGCGGUCCGUCCAGUCGCCUCUGCCGCGCCCUGCUACGCGCCAAUUAGAGCGCCGAGGCAGCGUUUCGUCCUCCGCAUCGUCCGGGACAACCGUUGCCAAGCCGACGCGCACUGGCACCGGCGCUCGGAAGGCGACCACUACGUCCACGUCCAGCGUGCCCGCCAAGAAAACAGUCGCGCGCAACCAGGUCCCCUCUACCUCUGCUAAGAGCAAUACGGCUUCUUCAACAAGGAAGGCCACGGCGCCCGCCGGAGGUGAAGCUCCAACAACGGGCCGUAGGGUGUUGCGGAAACGGGCAUAA
Aspergillus affinis is the source of this 1149-nucleotide messenger RNA. RefSeq lists its product as uncharacterized. Bases 1 to 1149 code for a protein of 382 amino acids. Gene Ontology annotation, biological process: mitotic sister chromatid segregation. The record is from RefSeq and is a predicted model, not a curated record. Gene Ontology annotation, cellular component: spindle midzone; chromosome passenger complex; chromosome, centromeric region. The transcript is spliced from 3 exons. NCBI's taxonomy places the organism in Eukaryota, Fungi, Ascomycota, Eurotiomycetes, Eurotiales, Aspergillaceae.